AUGUACAUGACAAAAUUUCACAGGUGAUAUUAAGUUUGAACCAUUUAACAUAUACUCCAGUCGUAUACGUAUAUAUGCACGUACAUUAUUGCGAAAAUGAGAUUUAUUUUACCGCAAUAUAUAUGUAGCUUCGUUUAACGGCAUACCUACGUUCUUUUCAGUUUAAAAUCAUCCUGACAAUAAAGAAAUCGUAAUGUUACAUUUUAUGAUUGAAUAAGGUAGUUAAUACUAGGAAAAUAAAUAUAAAUAUUUACGAGGCCCACUCGUCUUCAAAAUCAGUGCGCAAGCGCAUUCUAAUCAAUGUAUAUGCCUAUAUUCAGAUUACACAUAUUUUAACGAAGAGGUUAAAUAUCUGUAAAUAUAAAUGAUAAGAAUGUAACGAGCAAUUCGUCUCGUUUAGAAAAUUCAGUUUUCAUUCAAAGAAUGGUAUAUACAUAUUUUGGUAAUAAACAAAACAAUAAAUAAUGGUUUUACCAUUAGUAUGUGUUCUAGUAUUUCCGGUAGCAAUUGUCUCUAUUAUCAGAGCUGUCUACUUAAUUCUUUUAAAACAUGGUAAACCUCCAAAAAGGUAUGCCAGAAAAAUUCCAGCUACAACUUUGAUUGUACUUGGUUCUGGAGGUCACACAACAGAAAUUUUACGUAUUCUUCGACAUCUAAAUAAACAGAAUUAUACUCCAAGAAUUUAUGUAAAAGCUGAAACCGACACAAUUAGCCCUUACAAAGUUAAAAAAGCAGAAGUAAAUCGUAAAGAUUACAGAAUAAUUCAAAUUUCAAGAAGUCGUGAAGUUAGACAAUCGUACUUUACAUCAGUUUGGACUACUGUACGUGCUCUUAUGGACUCGUUUCCUCUAGUUUGGAGGGAAAAGCCAGAUUUGCUGUUGUGCAAUGGACCUGGAACGUGUAUCCCAUUGUGCCUGGUAACAUUCUUCUAUAACAGCUUGUUUCUCUUAAGUACAAAAAUUGUAUUCGUUGAAAGUUUUUGCAGAGUAAAGAGUUUUUCUCUCUCUGGUCGAAUUCUGUAUUAUAUAGCUAAUCACACCAUUGUUCAGUGGCCAAAUUUGAAUGGAUUUAAGUAUUCUCGAAGCAUCUUUGUUAAAUAA
Molecule: messenger RNA, 1100 nt
Organism: Phymastichus coffea
Lineage: Eukaryota; Metazoa; Arthropoda; Insecta; Hymenoptera; Eulophidae
Gene: Alg14
Product: UDP-N-acetylglucosamine transferase subunit ALG14 homolog
Exons: 3
Coding region: 465-1100 (211 amino acids)
Biological process (GO): dolichol-linked oligosaccharide biosynthetic process
Cellular component (GO): UDP-N-acetylglucosamine transferase complex
Source: RefSeq, a predicted model, not a curated record